Molecule: messenger RNA, 4135 nt
Organism: Sardina pilchardus (European sardine)
Lineage: Eukaryota; Metazoa; Chordata; Actinopteri; Clupeiformes; Clupeidae
Gene: kcnj13
Product: potassium inwardly rectifying channel subfamily J member 13
Exons: 5
Coding region: 102-1130 (342 amino acids)
Biological process (GO): regulation of monoatomic ion transmembrane transport; potassium ion import across plasma membrane
Cellular component (GO): plasma membrane
Molecular function (GO): inward rectifier potassium channel activity
Source: RefSeq, a predicted model, not a curated record
ACACACACUCUUAAAGACCAGGCGGUCAGACACGUCCAGCACAGAACACCUGUCCAUCCACAGAGGAACUUCUCAUCGCAUCAGAUAAGAGAUCUGUUGUCAUGACGAUGAACACCAAGGCUCCUCUGAUGCCGUCCCUCCAGCGCAUGGUCAGUAAAGAUGGGCGUGUCCUAUACCCAGUCCCCGCCCCCUCCAGCCAAUCAGGAGCGUGGCUUAGAGUGAGGCGGGACCUCAUGGGGGCGUGGCUUAAUCUCCGCUGGAGAUGGGUCAUUCUCAUCUUCUGCUGUGCGUUUCUGCUGCAGUGGUUGCUGUUCGCUACUCUGUGGUACGUGCUGGUGUGGAACGCUGGUGAUCUGGACCGACCUGAAGCGUACGAUCCCCUCACUGCAGACCUCAGCCUCAUGCCCUGUGUGCUCAACCUGCAGAGCUUCAGUGCGGCGUUCACCUUUGCAGUGGAGACGCACCUGACCAUUGGCUACGGCACCAUCUACCCAAACCCCAAGUGCAGACACACCGUACUGCUCCUCACCGUGCAGAUGCUGGUGGCGCUGGUGUUUGAUGCUAUCUCCAUAGGUGCGCUGGUGGCCAAGUUCACGCGUCCAGGUAAGCGCUGUGAGGGUCUGGUGUUCAGCCAGCAGGCGUGUGUGUGUGAGGUGGACGGCGAGGUGUGUGUGGCGUUCCGUGUGUGUAACACCACCGGGCUGCCGCUACAGGACGUGUGUGUGAGCGCUGUGCUGCUGGAGAGAGACACACACACACACACACACGCCGUGCGCCAGACUGAGCUGGACUUCAGGGUGCCGGGCAUGGGGUCGCGACCUUGCCCCCUCUUCCUGUCACCUUUGACCUUUCGUCACCCCCUGACCCCCACCAGUCCCCUCGCAGAAGCUCUGCGCUCCGCCGGCCAAUCACAGUUCGAGCUGGUGGUGUUCCUCUCCGCCGCCACGGAGACAGGCUCCACCCACCAGCGACGCACCUCCUACGUUGCCGCGGAGAUCUUGCAGGGACGCACCUUCGCCACGGCGACCACACACCGCUGCCAUGACAACCACUGCUUCCAAACACUGCCCUGGACACCACAGCCCACGCUGACCACCGAGGGAGACCAGGCCGAGGGGGAGAGUGUGUGAGAGGGAGUGUGUGAGGGAGUGUGUGUGAGGGAGAGUGUGUGAGGGUGUGAGAGGGAGUAUGUGAGUGUGUGUGUGUGUAAUGUGUUUGAGUAGGCCGAGGGGGAGAGUGUGUUAGAGAGUGUGUGUGAGGGAGAGUGUGUGAGGGAGAGUGUGAGUGUGUGUGUGUUAUGUCAGGCCGAGGGGGAGAGUGUGUGAGAGUGUGAGUGUGUGUGAGGGAGUGUGUGUGUGUUGUGUGUUUGAGCAGGGUGUGGGAGAGUGUGUAUUGUAUACUGUAUUUGUGUGACUGUGAAUAUGUGUCUGAGAUAGUGUGUGUGUGUGUGUUUGUAUGAAUUAGGGCUGUGUAUUUGGCAAGGACCUCAGCAUAUGAUACACAUCAUGAUACAUGGGUCACGAUAUGAUAUAUUGACACACACACACACAUACACACACAUACUGAUAUGAUAUAUUGAGAUACAACACACACACAUACUGAUAUGAUAUAUUGAGAUACAACACACACACAUACUGAUGCUGAUAUGAUAUAUUGACAUACAACACACACACACAUACUGAUGCUGAUAUGAUAUAUUGAGAUACACACACACACACUCACUGAUGCUGAUAUGAUAUAUUGAGACACACAUACACACACACUGAUGCUGAUAUGAUAUAUCGAGAUACAACACACACACACACACACUGAUGCUGAUACGAUAUAUUGAGAUACAACACACACACACACACACACAAUGCUUUAUAUAAUAAUGUAAUAUAAUAAUAAAUAAUAUAUAUUAUAUAUAAUAUAAAACUAUACUAUAAAAUCUGUUAAUAUUUGGCAGCAGUGGUGCUAGGAUAUGAUGUGAAAGGUCAGCCACAGUAUGAAUGAGUGUCUGCAUGUAUUUGGCAAGGACCUCAUACGUCAUACUGUGCACCCUUCAAACACAGUACACCCGUCAUACUGUACACCUGUCAUGCUGUACACCUGUCAUACCCGUCAUACUGUACACCUGUGUGUGUGUGUGAGUGUGAGUGUGUGUGUGUGUGUGUGUGUGUGAGUGUGUGUGAGUGUGAGUGUGCAUGUGUGUGUGUGUGGUUGGUCUCAUAGUGAUGUUUCAUGUUGCUUUUUUAAUUAACGCCACAGUUUCACAGAAUAUGAGACAUAAAGGUUUAGAACUGCCUGCAGGCAGAACAGAAUAUGAGACAUAAAGGUUUAGAACUGCCUGCAGGCAGAACAGAAUAUGAGACAUAAAGGUUUAGAACUGCCUGCAGGCAGAACAGAAUAUGAGACAUAAAGGUUUAGAACUGCCUGCAGGCAGAACAGAAUAUGAGACAUAAAGGUUUAGAACUGCCUGCAGGCAGAACAGAAUAUGAGACAUAAAGGUUUAGAACUGCCUGCAGGCAGAACGAACACGUAUUGGUCCGUCCACUCAUCUUUAAAAGUUCGGUUUUCACCAUCUACUUUUCUCAUUUUUGAACAAGCCAUUUUCUCAUCUCCUCUCUCUCUCUAACUCGCUAUUCUCUGUAGCUGAAAGGUAAACAAUCAAUUCGAAUCAAAACUGAAUUUGAUUGGCUAGGCUGAUGCGCCUGUCGUAAUAACAAAAUUAGCUUCACAUGAGCUAAUGAUUUAUGAUGUUAAUAUAUCAACGCUUAAAUACUCUUUGAUCUAAUUGUAAUGAUUUAUGGUGUUAUGAUCUCAACACUCAGAUACUCUUUGAUCUAAUUUCAAUGAUUUAUGGUGUUAUUAUAUCAACACUUAGAUACUCUUUGAUCUCAUUUUUAUGAUUUAUGGUGUUAUAAUAUCAACACUUAGAUACUCUUUGAUCUAAUUUUCAUCAUUUAUCGUGUUAUUAUUUCAACGUAGAUACUCUAUGAUCUAAUUCUAAUGAUUUAUGGUGUUAUUAUUUCAGCGUAGAUACUCUUUGAUCUAAUUUUAAUCAUUUAUCGUGUUGUUAUAUCAACGUAGAUACUCUUUGAUCUAAUUUUAAUCAUUUAUCGUGUUGUUAUAUCAGCGUAGAUACUCUUUGAUCUAAUUUUAAUCAUUUAUCGUGUUGUUAUAUCAACGUAGAUACUCUUUGAUCUAAUUUUAACGAGUCCAGGAAGAAGCGUCACUCCCGCGGUCCACCAUUUGGUGAUGCCGAUAUACACCAUCCAGGAAAUACCAGUUUGGCAGUGUGUGUGUGUGUGUCUGUGUGUGUGUGUGUGUGUGUGUGUGUAGAAAGAGUGACCCUGGUUAUUCAGUUGAUCAUGCAGAUUUGAGUGCAGAAAUCAACUUACAACAGGGUGAACAAGUGGUGAUUCAUGACACUGUAACAUAGCUUAUAACUCCAGUUAUAACUCCACACACGCACGCACGCACACACACACACACACACACACACACACACACACACACACCACAUAUCACACACACAUCAAACACAUCACCAUGCCAUGUCCAACCACCGUGCUCUAUGUGAAGUGUAAUCUUGUCAAGAUUAAUAAUCAAUAAAUGAAUUAAUCAAUGUAAUCAUGUGAAUUGAUCUUUAGUCGAUUCACGGUGUUACGUCCCGCCAUGGAACAAAAGAACCAUAGCCAGAACUCUGUUAAUCACUUUAUUACACACUACUGCCACGAUCACUCAUCGCUUCAGUUGAGACCAAAUAGCUGUUUUCAAUUGUGCCGAAACAAAAACGGCCUGAAAAUGUGAAAUUCUGCCGCAAAUAAAAACAUCAAUAAAUAAACUGCUGCUGCGUCACCGUCCGUGUGUGGCUUUCAAAUGGCCAACCGUCUAGUUGUAGGUCAACUUAAACGAUGACUACCACACACACACACACACACACACACACACACACACACACACACACACACACACACCACCACAUCAUCCUGUUAGAACAAUUCUGUCCUGAUCUGAAUUUGUGUGAUUAAUGAAUUUCCAUCUAAUAAGUUUGCUACCAAUCUAUGUACGGCCUACAUCAGCGUUAUGUAGCCUGCCUUUUGAAAUCAUAUCAAGAAGAGACUGAUUGUCAUGUGCACACCCUCUCACA